This is a messenger RNA of Pongo pygmaeus (Bornean orangutan), 1188 nucleotides long. Its product is annotated as interferon omega-1. NCBI's taxonomy places the organism in Eukaryota, Metazoa, Chordata, Mammalia, Primates, Hominidae. Gene Ontology annotation, molecular function: cytokine receptor binding. Gene Ontology annotation, biological process: defense response. Gene Ontology annotation, cellular component: extracellular region. The transcript has a single exon. The record is from RefSeq and is a predicted model, not a curated record. The coding region runs from base 263 to 850 and encodes 195 amino acids.
UAUUGACACAGCUGAAGUUUACUGGAGUUUAGCUGAAGUCUAAUGCAAAAUUAAUAGACUGUUGUCAUCCUCUUAAGGUCAUAGGGAGAGCACACAAACGAAUACAGUAAAAGAAAGUGAAAGUACAGAGAAAUGUUCAGAAAAUGAAAACCAUUUGUUUCCUAUUAAAAGCCAUGCAUACAAGGAAUGUCUUCAGAAAACCUAGGGUCCAAGGUUAAGCCAUAUCCCAGCUCAGUAAAGCCAGCAGCACCCUCAUUUCCCAAUGGCCCUCCUGUUCCCUCUACUGGCAGCCCUAGUGAUGACCAGAUAUAGCCCUGUUGGAGCUCUGGGCUGUGAUCUGCCUCAGAACCAUGGUCUACUUAGCAGGAACACCUUGGUGCUUCUGCACCAAAUGAGGAGAAUCUCCCCUUUCUUGUGUCUCAAGGACAGAAAAGACUUCAGGUUCCCCCAGGAGAUGGUAGAAGGGAGCCAGCUGCCGAAGGCCCAGGUCGUGUCUGUCCUCCAUGAGAUGCUGCAGCAGAUCUUCAGCCUCUUUCACACAGAGCACUCCUCUGCUGCCUGGAACAUGACCCUCAUAGACCAACUCCACACUGGACUUCAUCAGCAACUGCAACACCUGGAGACCUGCUUGGUGCAGGUAAUGGGAGAAGGAGAAUCUUUUGGGGCAAUUAGGAGCCCUGCACUGACCUUGAGGAGGUACUUCCAGGGAAUCCGUGUCUACCUGAAAGAGAAGAAAUACAGCGACUGUGCCUGGAAAGUUGUCAGAAUGGAAAUCAUGAAAUCCUUGUUCUUAUCAACAAACAUGCAAGAAAGACUGAGAAGUAAAGAUAGAGACCUGGGCUCAUCUUGAAAUUAUUCUCAUUGAUUAAUUUGCCGUAUAGCACUUGCACAUGUGACUCUGGUCAUUUCAAAAGACUCUUAUUUCUGCUUUAAUCACAGAAUUGAUUGAAUUAAUUCUGCAAAUACUUUGUCAGUAUAUGUUAAAAAGACUUAGAUUCAGGGGCAUCAGUCCCUAAGAUGUUAUUUAUUUUUACUCAUUUAUUUAUUCUUACAUUUUAUCAUAUUUAUAAUAUUUAUAUUCUUAUAUAACAAAUGUUGGCCUUUACAUUGUAUUAAGAUUACAAAACAUGUUCGGCUUUCUAUUUGGUUAAAUACUGUAUUUUGUUAUUUAUUAAAUUAUUUUCAAAC